Molecule: messenger RNA, 2694 nt
Organism: Puntigrus tetrazona (Sumatra barb)
Lineage: Eukaryota; Metazoa; Chordata; Actinopteri; Cypriniformes; Cyprinidae
Exons: 7
Coding region: 431-1264 (277 amino acids)
Source: RefSeq, a predicted model, not a curated record
CGGGAGAGGGGGAGGGAGGGGACUACCGAGAUAGCGGAGAGUCCUUCUCCACCCGUUCCUCAGUGAGGGUUGUGGAUUGACGCGUAUAACACACGUACAGCACAGGGCGCACAGUCGCCACUCGCCAGCAUGCCUCAGUACUGAUUGGUGACUCAAAGGAGGCAGAAGAAUACAUCUUAUCUGACAGCGUCGAAAAAGUUGUAUCGUAAUACUAUUUUUUUUAUUAAGGCAGAAUCAGUGUAAACAGUAUUCUCAUAUCAUCUAGGACUAGGUGUAAGGGUGCCGGGAACUUUUGAAAGGCUUUCCAAGGGUGCCUCAAACAAGAAAAGGUUGGGAACCACUGUCCUGGACUUUUCCGUUCGCGUUUACUGGCGUCUGCAAGUGCAGUACCUACGCUUUGUUCCCGUUCUCUGAGGGAAAGUUGUGGAAAAUGAGGCUUCUCUUUAAUUCGCUGGCCGGGAUCUUGUUUUUAAUCGAUCACGGUGCUUCUGGUGCUGGAUCAGAUGUAUUCUCAGUGUCUCCGAAAAUAGGAGAUUCAGUCGUUUUUUACACUGGUGUGGAAACAAAGCAGCAAGAAAAUAUUAAAUGGUAUUUCAACAAAACUCGCAUCGCUGAAAUCAAUAGAGAUCAGAGUUUUAUCUGUACAGAUAUACAGUGUAAUUCAGGCCCUGAGAGAUUCAGAGACAGACUGAAGCUGGACAAUCAGACCGGAUCUCUGACCAUCCUGAACACCAAAACCACAGACUCUGGAGAAUAUCUACUGCAGGCCAUUAGAAGCAGCAGCAGCAAUGACAAAAUCUUCAAUGUUGAUAUCCGCCACGUCCACGCUACCAAACUUGACGAAGUACAGACAAACGAGGGACAAUGUGUCAUUUUAGAUUCUGGUGAAAUAAGAAACAACGACCACGUGAUGACGUGGUUUUUUAAAGACGGUGUCAUCGCUCGAAUCACAGGAGGUCCCAGUGAAACCUGCACAGAUGUUCGGUGUGAAGAUGGCGAUGAGAGAUUCAGAGACAGAGUAAUGCUGGAUCAUCAGAGCGGAUCUCUGAUUAUCAAAGACACCAGAAACACAGACUCUGGAGAUUAUAAACUACAGAUCGUCAUCAGAAACAGCAGCUUCGUCAUCACCAGAGUGAAGAGAUUCAGUGUUUCCAUCACCGCUGUUCAGGAUUUAGGUCCGUCUUCAGGCGCUGUAGCAGACAUAAGUUUUGCUGUUUUGCUGGUGGUUGCGGCUUUAACCGCUGGUGUAAUUGAAAGUUCUUGAGCACCACAGAUUGAGAAUGAUGUUAAUAAAGACACUGCUUGGGACACGGGAGAAUGGGACCGCCUGCACAAAACGAUGUAGUAGCAUUUAUAAUUCCAAUACUUUCACCGUAAGGGAUGCUAAAGAAAUGAUGAAAAGAUGAGGAUCCACUGAAACUCUCUUCAGGGGAAUUGCGUCAUUUUAGCCAUUCAACGAGUUAGGUAAUGGAGCCUAUAAACAGCACAUGAGCAAUAACGUGAGAAAGAAAGUGCAUUGCCAGCAAUAGAUGUAGUGACUGGUGUUUUUCGAUAUAUGCAUUUAUCAAAGCUGCUGAAGUGGUUUAGACUGGAAUAAUGAGUGAUUAUCUCUUUCUUAUCUUUUGCACAGACAUAUUAAUGCUAGUCCGUUAUGAUAGAAGUUAUUUUGAGUUACCCGUUUACAUCCUCUUGCGCAACGCGUUUUACACGAUGUUAUACAAUGCGUUAUAUACAGUUACUUUACAAACGAAGAGCACUUUGACAAACUCUGAAAUCUAAUUCAGACAAACUACUUUAAACUAUAAAUGUUUGUAUUUCCGCUGUGAAAGUUAGUAAUUGUGUCCCUUGCGAUAGUGCCAUUAUAUAUGUUUUUAAAAAGUUUUAAAUAAAAAAGUAUAUAAAAUAACUAAAACCACACUAUUUUUAUAUCUGAAAGAUUUUCGUUUGAAAUAUGUCAGUCUGUAAAAUAUUACUUUGUGCGCUAUCAAAAAUAAUUGCGGAAUCUUUGAAUUUUAAAAACGUCACUUUUACCGUUAAUUACAGUAUUACUGUAUAAUUACUGUAGUGAAACUGAUAUUGUGGUAGACACCAGUCAAAAUAGAAACUGGAAACAAUGGUAGGAACUCCUUAACAAAGGACGAUGGUGGUGACCAGCUUCUUACAGACAGACUGUGACGUAUUACAACAACUCCAAGACUCAGCACCCAAAGACGACGUUCUGAAAAAACACUAGGCAAGCUGGAACAACAUAUCACAGCCAAUGAAAACACCAAAGCAAGAGCCCAUCUCACCAGACACGUUAUCCCUCUCUCCAGCUUCUCAUAGAAAAAGAAGAAGCUGUUGUGUCCAAACUCCCCCAUUCUUUCUCUGCAAGCUCCCUGAUACCAUCUAUCAAAAAUAAUUGCGGAAUCUUUGAAUUUUAAAAACGUCACUUUUACCGUUAAUUACAGUAUUACUGUAUAAUUACUGUAGUGAAACUGAUAUUGUGGUAGACACCAGUCAAAAUAGAAACUGGAAACAAUGGUAGGAACUCCUUAACAAAGGAGCCAUAUUAAAGUUUGACGAUGGUGACGCCUGCUGGUAAGAAUGUAACCAAAAACUUUACAUUCCGUUUUUUAAAAUUGAAAAUGUAAUUAAAUAGCUGCUUCUUCUUCUUUUUUUUCAAAUGCACAAUAAAUGUAUUGGAAUCUCUAA